AUGGGUGUUCACUUAGAUGAGAGUUUAGCAAAUGCUCAACAUGGAGUAUAUACCUUUCGGGCUCAAGGUUCUAUAUAUCAUAAGAUAGGUGGGUUACUUCCAUCCGGCUCACAAGCUCGACCACGCUUCCUCCAGAUGUAUAUAUACGACACCGAACAUGAGCUUGAGCAUCGUCUUGCAGAGAAUAACACAUUGCAUCGAGAUAUUAUUGAAAAGAUUAAGUCCAUUCUCGAUCGAUGCAAUCCUUUUGUUCAUAAUCUUCGAAGAUUAGCGCAACGACAAGACAUACAGAACUGUGCACUUCGUAUCAAUGAACAACCUUCAAAUCGACCACAAUAUUGCCUUCCUACUGCUUCUCAAGUUGCUGCGGUGAUUGUUGGUGGAGAAGAAGUUGCGAACUUAAAUCCUAGAGAUAUUUUAGUUGAGUCAAAUUCUGGUCAGUUAAUGACUGUGAUGGACACGGCCGGAUAUUAUGACCCCCUUCAAUAUCCUUUACUCUUUCCAUAUGGUUCUUAUGGAUGGUCGAUUAAUAGUCUUGACAGUACUGGAAGAACCAUUCCUUGCCGAGCUUUCUACGCCUAUCUCUUCCAAAUACGAUUACAUGUCAUAUCCAUCAUCUUAUUAGCAGGGAGAUUAUUACAACAAUUUGUUGUUGAUAAUUUUGUCAAAAUUGAGGCUAAUAAGCUGAGAUGGUUUAGAGACCAUCAAGAUACCAUAAGAGCUGAAUUGUACCAAGGCUUACAAGAUUGUUUGGAUGCAGGAGAACUUAACCCAGGUUUCACAAAAUAUACUAAUCCCACAUCAUGGUUACCAGUAAAUGCCGGUAAAAAAACAAUAUUGCCUUCUUCGUUUGUUGGAAGUCCACGAGACAUGAACCAAAGAUACCAAGAUGCAAUGGCAUUAGUUCAACAUUAUGGAAAGCCAGACCUAUUCGUGACUAUGACAUGCAACCCAUCAUGGAGAGAGAUUGUGGAAGAGUUAUUGCCUGGUCAAACAUCACAAGAUCGCCCUGAUUUAAUCACUAGGAUAUUUCAUGCAAAAUUUGAGGAGUUCAAAAGUGAUGUUGUCGAUAAAAGUGCCCUUGGAAAGGUUGUGGCAUAUGUGUAUGUCAUUGAGUUUCAGAAAAGAGGUUUUCCACAUGUCCACAUGUUACUGAUAUUGGAUGAAAAUGACAAACCAAGAUCACCUGAAGAAUAUGACAAAAUCGUGAGAGCUGAGAUACCUGAUAGAGAUGAGGAGCCACAACUAUAUGAUGCUGUUCUUAAACAUAUGAUCCAUAACCCCUGUGGCGCUGGACACCGAAAUUCAUCUUGCAUGGAGAAUGGAGUUUGUAAAAGAAAAUUUCCUAAACCAUUUUCGGCAAGAACUAUCCAAGGUGAUAACUCCUACCCUAUUUAUCGUCGUCGUGGUGAUCUCCCUGCGGUACCUUUGCAUGAGAAUAGCACAACAUAUGUUGAUAAUAGUUGGGUUGUUCCGUAUAAUCCAUGGCUGCUACUAAAGUAUGAUUGUCAUAUCAAUGUAGAGAUUUGUAGUAGCAUCAAGUGUGUCAAAUAUUUGUACAAGUAUGUGCACAAGGGUGUCGCUCGUGUUUCUAUGGAAGUUCGAACAGGAACAGAUACCAACGAGAUUCAACAAUUUAUAGAUGCUAGAUGGGUUUGUGCACCUGAGGCAUUAUGGAGAAUUUACCAAUUUACACUUACCCGAAUGUGCCCAUCCGUGGAACGAUUACAACUCCACUUGCAAAACAGGCACCAGAUCAGGUUCAACACAAAUCAAUCUAUUGAAGAUAUCCUUCAAAUGCCACAAAACUCGCGAACCAUGCUCACUGAAUUCUUUAAGAUGAAUGUCUCUGAUCCUGAAGCAAGAAAGUACCUUUACAUAGAAUUCCCUCAACAUUAUCGGUGGUUAACAUCAUCAAAAACAUGGAGAAAAAGGAGGAAUAAGCAGAGAGUGAUUGGAAGAAUAUAUACUGCAUCUCCAAUGGAAGGAGAAAGAUUUUUCUUGCGUUUGCUCUUAAAUCAUGUCAGAGGCCCAGAAUCAUUCCAACAUCUUCGAACUGUCAAUGGAAUUGUCUAUCCGACUUUUAGAGAAGCAGCUGAGAAACAUGGUCUAAUGGAGAACGAUGCAAGCAUUCGUGAUUGUUUACAUGAAGCAUCUAACUCUAAAAUGCCAUCAUCAUUGAGAAAAUUAUUUGUCACAUUAUUGGUCUAUUGCCAACCAACUGGAGUUCGAUCUUUAUGGGAUGAAUUCUACCCUUUCAUGGCCGAAGACCAUACUUUCUCAUCUCCAUCAAAUACAAAUUUUGUGCGUGACUCGGUUCUCUAUGAUAUAGAGCGCAUGUUGAAGCAAUUAAGUAAUUCUAUAACUGACUUUGACCUCCCUGAAAUAAGCAUGCAACUAGAUGGUAACGUAGAAUUGGCCAGAGUUAUACCUGAAGAAAUAUCUGCACCAGUGCCCCCCGGAAGAUGUGCAUUGCGUAGAACAUAUUAA
This is a messenger RNA of Spinacia oleracea (spinach), 2490 nucleotides long. RefSeq lists its product as uncharacterized. Bases 1 to 2490 code for a protein of 829 amino acids. NCBI's taxonomy places the organism in Eukaryota, Viridiplantae, Streptophyta, Magnoliopsida, Caryophyllales, Amaranthaceae. The record is from RefSeq and is a predicted model, not a curated record. The transcript is spliced from 3 exons.